Gracilinanus agilis (Agile Gracile Mouse Opossum) is the source of this 723-nucleotide messenger RNA. It is a transcript of the gene ADTRP, whose product is annotated as androgen dependent TFPI regulating protein. NCBI's taxonomy places the organism in Eukaryota, Metazoa, Chordata, Mammalia, Didelphimorphia, Didelphidae. The transcript has 6 exons. The record is from RefSeq and is a predicted model, not a curated record. The coding region runs from base 1 to 723 and encodes 240 amino acids. Gene Ontology annotation, cellular component: endomembrane system; membrane.
AUGGCAAGAUCAUUUGUGUGCAUAUACCACUUUCUUGUUUGGGGCUGGUAUAUUUUCAUCAACUUUUAUCUCCCCAUCCUGAUAUCAAAGCAGCAAUUACCAAAAGAGAUACAGUAUGGAGGCCAGUGGAGAUACUUGACAGUGCUGAAUCUGUUCUUACAGGUAAUUUUCUAUGGGAUUGCCUUCCUGUAUGACGUGAUGAAAGGAAUGAAGAGAAAGGAAGACAUUAAGUGGAUAGCUGCCUCCAGAGACUUUCUCUUCUCAGCCUUGGCUUUUCCUUUGUCUUUGGUGGUGUUUACAAUAUUCUGGGUACUGUUUUUGCUUGACCGAGAACUAAUUUACCCUAAGAUCCUGGAUGAAGUCUUUCCAAAAUGGUUCAAUCAUGCUAUGCAUUCUAGUGUGUUGCCUAUCUCCAUGACAGAGGUCUUUAUCAAUUAUCAUCAAUAUCCAUCCAGGAAAAAGGGACUCAUUUUUUUAAGCAGUGUUACCAUUGCCUACAUCAGCUGGGUCCUGAAGAUUUACUCUGUAACCAAAGAGUGGGUGUAUCCUAUAUUUGCUAAACUCAGUCCUGUGAGUUUAGCAGUCUUCUUUUCUGUUAGCCACGGCACUGCGAUCUGCUUCUAUUUCCUUGGAGAGCGCCUUAACCAGCUAAUUUGGGUUCACAAGGAAUUUAUUGUCGUUUUCCUCAUCCACUUUGGAGAUAUGGGGGUUCUGGCCUGUUAG